Ornithodoros turicata is the source of this 578-nucleotide messenger RNA. RefSeq names its product PDZ domain-containing RING finger protein 4-like. The transcript is spliced from 2 exons. The record is from RefSeq and is a predicted model, not a curated record. NCBI's taxonomy places the organism in Eukaryota, Metazoa, Arthropoda, Arachnida, Ixodida, Argasidae. The coding region runs from base 1 to 507 and encodes 168 amino acids.
AUGGAACGCGUCUCCCUCAAGGCGGACCUCCGAACAGACAGUGCCUACCACACAGGAACCUCAUCCGCAGUGGACGAUGAGAAGAAGAGCUGCGAGUCAUGCCGACGUAGGAUACCAAAGACCGUGAGUGCCCCCACAAUGUACACGACGCCAGCCAACUUGCAAGAGACUAUGACGUUGCAACAAGAGCUGCUGCUGCAAGGCCAAACAGAAAGCGGUUGGAAGGUGAAGAGACGGCCGGACGGUACGCGCUACGUGAGCCGUGCAGCCAGAAGCAAGUUGCUCAAGGUGCGCCAGGAACAGAUUGUCCAAGAGAGAGCAGGAAUCACUACGGACGAAGACAACCAGUCAGAGCUGAAGACAGGCAGGUAUUGGCCCAAGGAAGAACGCAAGAAGCAUCUCGAAAGAGCUAAGGAGCGCAAAAAGAAAGAGAUGAUGUUACGCUUCAAGAUGGCUGUCCUCAAUGAAGGAAGCGGAAAGGGAUUGCUCUCUGUCACAACUGUUUGAAUCUCUCUUUUGUCCAUAUAUGUGUACAUAGGAUACAGCAAUAAACUUCCACUGUCCUACAUCAUGCUCGA